Stegastes partitus (bicolor damselfish) is the source of this 2251-nucleotide messenger RNA. RefSeq names its product monocarboxylate transporter 2. The transcript has 5 exons. Gene Ontology annotation, molecular function: lactate transmembrane transporter activity. Bases 108 to 1553 code for a protein of 481 amino acids. Lineage: Eukaryota; Metazoa; Chordata; Actinopteri; Pomacentridae. Gene Ontology annotation, cellular component: basolateral plasma membrane. The record is from RefSeq and is a predicted model, not a curated record. Gene Ontology annotation, biological process: plasma membrane lactate transport.
GGCCACAUUGUGUUCGUAAGAUGAAAUUGUUGCCUUGGUCAACAUUAAGAGAGCUGCUGAUUGGGUUAAUGAUUCCUGAAAACAAAUGAUAUUCAGGUGGGCCAGUGAUGCCGCCCCCGGCCACGAGUCCGCCCGCCGUGACCCCACCAGACGGCGGGUGGGGGUGGGCGGUGGUGUUGGGCUCCUUCAUCUCCAUCGGCUUCUCCUACGCCUUCCCCAAAGCCAUCACGGUGUUCUUCAAGGACAUCCAGAUCAUCUUCAACGCCUCCUACAGCCAGAUCGCAUGGAUCUCCUCCAUCAUGCUGGCCGUCAUGUACGCCGCAGGUCCCAUCAGCAGCAUCCUGGUCAACACGUACGGCUGCAGGCCCAUCGUCAUGAUGGGAGGCUGCCUCUGCGCCACCGGCAUGAUCUUGGCUUCCUUCUGCAACGACGUGGUGCAGCUUUACAUCUGCAUCGGCGUUAUCGGCGGACUCGGACUAGCCUUCAACCUGCAGCCAGCAUUGACUAUGAUCGGCAAAUACUUCUUUAAGAAGCGUCCCAUUGCUAAUGGACUGGCGAUGGCCGGCAGCCCCGUCUUCCUCAGCACUCUGGCUCCUCUAAACCAGUACCUGUUCAAUAAGUUCGGCUGGAGAGGCAGCUUCCUCAUCCUGGGCGGCCUGCUGCUGAACUCCUGCGUGGCCGGUUCCCUCAUGAGGCCGCUGGGGCCGCCGCCCGGCAAGGUCAAGAAGGACGAAGAGCUGGCCGCUGUCACCACCACGACGAAGGAGAAGCGCAGCGCCUGGCAAAUCGUGAACAAGUACCUGGACUUGACGCUGUUCAAGCACCGCGGCUUCCUCAUCUACCUGUCAGGCAACGUCAUCAUGUUCCUGGGCUUCUUCGCGCCCAUUGUCUUCCUCGCCGCCUACGCCAAAGACAUGGGCGUGGACGAGUACUCCGCCGCCUUCCUGCUCUCGAUCCUGGCUUUCGUCGACAUGUUCGCCAGGCCCUCCAUGGGGCUGCUGGCCAACUCGCGCUGGGUCCGGCCCAGGAUCCAGUACUUCUUCAGCUUUGCGGUGCUGUACAACGGGGUGUGCCAUAUCCUCUGCCCGCUGGUUGAAAGCUACACCGGCUUGGUGGUGUAUGCGGUGUUCUUCGGCUUUGCCUUCGGGAUGGUUAGCUCGGUGCUGUUUGAGACACUGAUGGACCUGGUUGGAGCUCAGAGGUUCUCCAGCGCUGUGGGGCUCACCACCAUCGUGGAGUGCUGCCCGGUCCUCAUUGGUCCACCAUUAGCAGGGAAACUGGUUGAUGUCACCAAAAACUACAAGUACAUGUAUUUCUGCUGUGGAGCCGUCGUCAUUCUGGCCAGUAUUUGGCUCUUCAUCGGAAACUUCAUCAACUACAGACUCUUGGAGCGCGAGCGCAAGCACGCGGAGAUGUACAAACGGACUGAGACGGAAGAUCCGGACCAAGUUCAGGAUCAGAAGGAGGCGGAUGGGGAAGCCCAGGCCGUCGAGGAUCUGACCGACAAAAGUCCAAAAGAAGGGGAACCUAUGCAGCGGGAAACCAACAUCUAGAUCGAUCUACUCUGCCAACGGCUCGACCUGGGAACACCGCGAUCAAACUGAGCCCCAAGCCAAGAGGUGCCUCCCGGUGUUCCACCAGGCUCUGUUUGGGGUCCUCUGUACUUGUGUAAAACUAACUGCCAAAGCAACAAUUGCGUUUUAGGGUGUUGUGAGGCAUAAAAUCUGUUUGUCAGCCUGUGACGAUGACAGAAAUAUUAACCAGAGAGUAAAAGUGUAAGAUACUGUAUGCAUGUGAAGAGGCUAAAAGUCAGAAAAUGUCAGUGGAAACCACUAUAGUACUAACUGUGUUUUCUUUUUUGCCACAUUCACCUCAUAUCGGAUAUACUGUAAAGACUGCCACAGGGGGACAAACACCGGUGGCAGCUGGAACCAAGCUGUGAGAUUAUUUUAGCAGCAAAUCCACAAAUGUCAACAGAUAUAGGAAAUUAGUUAGGUUAGUUAUGUCCCCACAAGGUAAAAUAUUCCAGACCGUAGCAAGAAGUCAUUCCGUUUUUUUCCGACUGUCUUCUCCGAUAUGACGUGAAUGCAAACAUCAGUGUGUUGCCACUGUUCCAACAGCACCAGCAAACUGAAUCCACAUGUUCAAAAUCAGAUACGUCUUCUUCACGAUAUCCUUAGAAAGGUCACGUUAACCCUCUGAACCCGAGCAGUUUCUGGGCAUUUUUUUGGUGACGUUUUUAUUCACUGUA